Lagopus muta (rock ptarmigan) is the source of this 3016-nucleotide messenger RNA. RefSeq names its product cytosolic 5'-nucleotidase 1A-like. The record is from RefSeq and is a predicted model, not a curated record. Gene Ontology annotation, molecular function: nucleotide binding; magnesium ion binding; 5'-nucleotidase activity. Gene Ontology annotation, cellular component: cytosol; cytoplasm. Bases 108 to 1055 code for a protein of 315 amino acids. NCBI's taxonomy places the organism in Eukaryota, Metazoa, Chordata, Aves, Galliformes, Phasianidae. Gene Ontology annotation, biological process: adenosine metabolic process; nucleotide metabolic process. The transcript is spliced from 7 exons.
UUCCUGCUGGCCCCAGAGAGAUAUAAGCAGCAGCACCUGGGUGGAGUGGGACAGAGGAGUGGAUGCUGCGUUAGAUGAGGAGACAGCGCUGGUGCUGAAAUUGGAAGAUGGCAGAGCCUGAAAGCACAGUCAUCAAUACUGAUGUGAAACAGAAAGAUCCCAGCGAGGCACUGGUCAUUGCAGUGACCACCAGAGCCAUCUUCAACUUGGAAGAGGAGCACCAGCUCUACUUGGAAAAAGGAAAGGAGGAAUACGUGAGGCACCAACAGGCCAACCAGGACAACCUCCUUCCCCCAGGCACAGCCUUUGCCUUCAUCCAGGCAGCACAGUAUGUGAAUAAGAAGAUCCUGGAGAGUAACCCAGCAGAGAAGGGCCUCUUUGAUAUCCUGGUGCUCUCCAACAACAGCCCAGAGAGUGGCGUGCGCAUCAUCAACAGUGCCAAGCAUUACGGCCUGGAGAUUUCCAAGUUCUGCUUUGUCAGUGAUGAGGACUCCACGCAGUACCUGAAGUCCCACAGGGUGAAACUGUUCCUCUCAGCUGACAGGACAGAUGUCUGCAAUGCCCUCCGAAGAGGGGUCUCGGCAGCACUCGUCUUCCAGCAGGAGGUGCAGGCCCCCAGCACCCCACUGCGUGUGGCCUUUGAUGGAGAUGCUGUGCUUUUCUCCGAUGAGACAGACCAGGUCUUCCGGGAGCAGGGCCUGGAGGGAGCCAUGCAAUACGAGCGGGCGAUGGAGGCUGUGCCUAUAGGAGAGGGUCCCAUAAAAGCCUUUGCCAUGCACCUGGGGAAUAUGCGCAAGAAGUUCAGUCAGGAGGAGUCCCCCAUUCGCACCUACCUGGUGACAGCCCGCAGUGGCCGGGACAUGGGCAUCCGAGCCAUCAAGACACUCCGGGAAUGGGGUCUGGCCAUCGAUGAAGCCUUCUUCAUGGAUGGGGCUCCCAAGGGCCCCAUUCUUGCUCAAAUCCAGCCACAUAUUUUCUUCGAUGAUGGCCUUCAUAACAUCCAGGGGGCUCAAGAUGUGGGUGUGCCCUCUGCAUGGGUCCCCUCGUGCUGCUGACAGACUAAGAACCUGCAGCCUUCCUUUUCCCUCUCCAGCAGAUAGGACUGAGCCAGCUGAAGGCAGACCUGGUGGGAGGGAAAGAAUUUCCCAGCCUGCAACAAGAACCCCAGGGGGUGAAAGCAUUGCACAGGAAGACAAGCUACCAGGGAAGAACUGAUGUUCAGUCCUGCUCCUGAUACAAGAUCCUCCAGGCCUCAAAAGCCAAGGGUUGCAACCACUGCAGGAAAACCAAACACCCUAUUAGGAGACUCACACAGCCCCUGGAGCAGCAGCAUAAAGACCACGGACAAGGUUGCAAUACAGGUCCCUCCAGGAGAGGGCACUGGAGACAGCCACCUACACCAGCAACUAGAUAGGGAGCAGAGCUUCAGGCUAUUACUCCACACCUCCAAACAGCAGCAUAAGCCAAAGCCUGUGCUUAAAUAGGGACGUGGGUGGUGGACAUAGGUGGGGGGGUCCUAGGUGUGCCUGAUUAGGGUAAAUGGGUUCUGAGUGCCCUACCCUGAUGACCCUGUGUAGGGAUGACUUUUCUUUGUCCGUUUUGACUCUGCUUCUAAUGUUUCCAGAUGAAAAGCGCCCCCCCAAAGCUUCCCCUGCAAUGAAAGCUUCCCCUUUUCUCUCUAGGGCUGGAUAGUAGGGGCUGCCACUAGAGGCUGCUGCACUGCCUUGCUGUCACCUAUGCUACUGGGAAACACGGUGGGUCCUCAAAAACCACCAUCAAAAAACAGCCAUUUACCCCCACUCAAUCUUGAAACUGGAAAUUCUCUCCACUGUAUUAAUUUUCCAGCCAUUUUUUCAAAAAGGAAAACAAAAGAAUAAUAAACUGAAAUACAGAUUUCAGGGCAGACUACAGAGAAAUUAGUUUUGGUUUCUUCUUGUUGUUUUUGAAGGAUUUGUCACCCUCACUAAUGCUUUUUCACUCAGUAAAUAGUAAAUAACUGUCAUGUGAUUUGCUGGUGUCUCUAGUUGAGCAUGCUUAGUGUAAUAUCUCAGAGCUGCUUUGCAGACAUCAGGGUUUUUUGUCCUGUUCUUACCUCAGAUAUGCACACAGGGGGCCCAUCAAGCAAGGCUGAUCACAAGAAGCCUUCAGUAGGCUCUGGAUUAGCUCCCUGCAGAGCAAAGGCCAUCAAAACCCUCAUCCAGACCUCAGAAAAUGCCAAUUUUUUUAAUGUAUCACCAGUGAGUCCCAUCCUGUGUACUAUCAUACCUCAAUGUUAGCUCCCACACAUUCCCACCCAAGCGACUUUUACCUCCUGGACCACAGAGCUGUGGCUGAGGCAGCUGCCCCCACCACAGGCCAUGGGGUGGCCACUCGUGUUCCCAUCUGUGUCUCUGCUGCUCUGGUUUUGGGGCACGUUUUGCUCUGCAAGAAGAGCUGCUGGAUGAACUCACCUCCACAACAACUUUUUUCCAAGUCAAGAUGCUGAAAUCACAUGUCUAAAAGUAGCCACAUCAAUAACAUCAGCUCCUAAUCAUUUGCUAAUAAUGCUAAAUACCUGUCAGCCUCAAUCAGUGAGCAAACAUUAAUUAUGGCGCGUUCCAAACAAGCAGAGGAAGAUGUUCGUCACACUUUUAUGGAGGUCAGAUAUUGUCAGGCAAGGUGGCCCAGUAUUGGUGUUUGACUUCGCUCAUCAUGCAGGGCUUGGUGGCAUCUCAUGGUAGGCACUUUGCCCCCCAUGCUGCUCUGGCCUUUUCCGAUGCUGAUGUGGUUUUGGAAGAUGAGGCAAUCCCUUACCCCUGGGUGAAGCUGAAUUUAAUACUGGCCUUGGGUAAGGGGGAUUAGCUGAGUCAAGGCUCUGGGGAUGAGAGCACAUGAGCAGUGGCAGAGUGCAAGGUGCUGAGGCAAGGGGAACACACCACGUGCCUUCCUCCAGCACUGUCAGGAGGAAGGAUGACAAUGCAAAAUGUGUCCAAAAUGGGGAAAAAAGAAAAGGAAGCACAAAGUUUGGGGGAUUGCA